Messenger RNA from Cololabis saira (Pacific saury), 902 nucleotides. Its product is annotated as eukaryotic translation initiation factor 4E-binding protein 1-like. Gene Ontology annotation, cellular component: cytoplasm. Gene Ontology annotation, molecular function: eukaryotic initiation factor 4E binding. Gene Ontology annotation, biological process: negative regulation of translational initiation. The record is from RefSeq and is a predicted model, not a curated record. NCBI's taxonomy places the organism in Eukaryota, Metazoa, Chordata, Actinopteri, Beloniformes, Belonidae. The transcript has 3 exons. Bases 96 to 458 code for a protein of 120 amino acids.
UGCGGCUGCAGCUUGUGCAGUGUCCUGAGGUCUGCUGAGGCGAGGUCCCACGCAGCUCUCCCCGUAAUCGAGCAGUCGUCGCUGUGCUGUGAGGGAUGGCAGAGGGAAACCAGGCCACCGGGAGCCGGGAGAUCCCACCUGUCAGGCGGAUCCCCAUCCACGAUGCUGCCCAUUUGCCCCAGGAAUACUCCACGACUCCGGGGGGGACUCUGUUCAGCAUCACACCGGGAGGUACCAGAAUCAUCUACGACAGGAAGUUCCUCCUGCAGUGUAGGACAUCUCCCCUGGCUUGCACACCUCCUAAACUGCCUGAUAUUCCAGGAGUCACCAGGCCACUCAGCUCCGACUCUCCCAACCACACAAACCCGCCCGAACAAACACCCAGCGACAACAACGAGUCCGACGUGCAAACAGAGGAGAACGCAGGAGACGAAUCCCAGUUUGAAAUGGACAUCUGAAGAGCUAUAAGAAUGAAAGUAGUAAUUGUUUACCAGGGUGAUAAAAAUGUAUAUCAGUUGAACUGAGAAUACUCCCACUCAACUCUAUAAUCUUUCAGAUUUGAUCUGAAAACAAUCUUUAUUUUUUUUGUAAUGCUUAUUAAGUAUUAUAAUGUUGUACUUGUAUAAAACAGCAUUAAUUGAUACAUAAAACUUUUUCUCACUUUGAUGUCACUCGACUUACUAUGAUAUUUGACGUAAUGACAUAUGAUAAGUAAUUCUAACCUUUGUUCAGAUAAAAUAUUUUAUAGAGAUUGAUUUAUUUAAGCAUGAUUGAACUGUUUUUCAAAACAAAUUUCAGAAAAAGAUUUGUACCGAGCCCUGUGAUGGACUGGCGACCUGUCCAGGGUGUUCGGCACACCCCUGUGACCCUGAACACCUUUAAUGGAUGGAUGGAUGGAUGGA